This is a messenger RNA of Zeugodacus cucurbitae (melon fly), 2541 nucleotides long. RefSeq names its product V-type proton ATPase catalytic subunit A. The record is from RefSeq and is a predicted model, not a curated record. The coding region runs from base 275 to 2293 and encodes 672 amino acids. Gene Ontology annotation, molecular function: proton-transporting ATPase activity, rotational mechanism; ATP hydrolysis activity; ATP binding. Gene Ontology annotation, cellular component: proton-transporting V-type ATPase, V1 domain; lysosomal membrane. The transcript is spliced from 6 exons. Gene Ontology annotation, biological process: ATP metabolic process; proton transmembrane transport. NCBI's taxonomy places the organism in Eukaryota, Metazoa, Arthropoda, Insecta, Diptera, Tephritidae.
ACAGAAUUCAUAUUUUUUAAUAAAAGGAAAAUGAAAACAAGUUUAUAUUACAGCAAUCAACAUACUUACAAACACAAAUCUAUCAAAACUAACCUAAUAUAAAUUUAUAACUGUAUUUGGAGGUUGUCUACAGUUAUAAAGUGUACUCACCAGCCAACUUACAGUUAUGAGCGCAGCACCAGAACCUGGACCUUUGCGUAGCAAUUGCCCACUUGGAAGUGGAAACGAGUAUUUUACUUGUAAUUGAAAUGUGCCACUCAGCAACAUACAAGUAAUGCAAACUCCGUCGCAGUACCGCACAUGGACCGAGAAAAAUAAUUUAGCAAUGUCGUCUGAAUGGUGUACUUGUUAUGAGACAAAACCGCAAGAGAAAUCAUGUGGCUGCGUCGAUAACGACGCAAAAGAAUGUGUUUGUCUUCCGUCCACGAAGGGUAAAGAGAAAUUUGUUUCCCUUGAAGAAGUCACGAAGCGCCGAGAAAUUGACGAAUCCAAGUACGGACGGGUUUUUGGCGUUUCUGGUCCAGUGGUUACCGCUGAGAAUAUGUCGGGCUCUGCUAUGUAUGAAUUGGUGCGCGUCGGGUAUUUUGAACUCGUUGGCGAAAUUAUUCGACUGGAAGGUGAAAUGGCAACUAUUCAAGUUUAUGAGGAGACUUCCGGUGUUACAGUCGGUGAUCCGGUUUUGAAGACUGGCAAACCACUUUCUGUGGAAUUGGGUCCCGGUAUAAUGGGGAGCAUUUUCGAUGGAAUACAGCGACCUCUGCGUAGUAUAAAUGAACUCACAAACUCGAUUUACAUACCGAAGGGUGUAAAUGUUACAAGCUUGUCAAGAGAUAUUAGCUGGGAAUUUCGCCCGGGCAAAGUGUCAAUUGGUUCACAUUUGACUGGCGGUGAUAUUUAUGGUUAUGUACAAGAAAACACAUUGGUAAAUCAUAGGAUUAUAUUGAAUCCACGUGCAAACGGUACUGUAAAGUAUAUAGCACCACCGGGCCAAUAUACAGUCGACGAAAUAGUGUUGGAGACCGAGUUUGAUGAUGUUGUUACAAAGCAUACCAUGUUGCAAGUAUGGCCAGUGCGUCAACCACGUCCAGUUAUCGAAAAACUACCGGGAAAUCACCCAUUGCUGACUGGACAACGUGUAUUGGAUUCACUUUUUCCAUGCGUUUUGGGUGGUACAACUGCCAUACCCGGAGCAUUCGGUUGUGGCAAGACAGUUAUUUCGCAGUCUCUGUCGAAAUAUUCUAACUCUGACGUCAUUAUCUACGUCGGUUGCGGUGAACGUGGUAACGAGAUGUCUGAAGUAUUGCGUGAUUUCCCCGAAUUGUCUGUUGAAAUUGACGGUGUCACCGAGUCUAUCAUGAAACGUACUGCACUGGUAGCUAACACCUCUAACAUGCCUGUCGCUGCUCGUGAAGCUUCCAUUUACACAGGUAUCACACUCUCCGAAUACUUCCGUGAUAUGGGUUACAACGUAUCUAUGAUGGCUGAUUCAACCUCCCGUUGGGCCGAAGCGCUUCGUGAAAUUUCCGGUCGUUUGGCUGAAAUGCCUGCCGAUUCGGGUUACCCCGCAUAUUUGGGUGCGCGGCUCGCCUCCUUCUACGAGCGUGCCGGUCGCGUCAAAUGCAUCGGUAACCCCGAACGUGAGGGUUCCGUUUCGAUUGUCGGUGCUGUAUCGCCACCAGGUGGUGAUUUCUCCGAUCCAGUUACGUCGGCCACACUCAGCAUUGUGCAAGUAUUUUGGGGUUUAGAUAAGAAAUUGGCGCAACGUAAGCACUUCCCCUCUGUAAAUUGGCUAAUAUCGUAUUCAAAAUAUAUGCGUGCGCUGGAUGAACAUUAUGAAGAGAAUUUUCCGGAAUUUGUUGCGCUACGUUUAAAAGUUAAAGAGAUACUGCAAGAAGAAGAAGACUUAUCAGAAAUCGUACAGCUUGUGGGAAAAGCGUCAUUGGCCGAGACCGAUAAAGUAACAUUGGAGGUUGCCAAGUUGAUUAAAGACGAUUUUCUACAGCAGAACUCAUAUUCGUCAUACGACCGCUUUUGUCCCUUCUACAAAACCGUCGGCAUGCUGAAUAACAUAAUUACUUUCUACGAUCUAUCACGUAAUGCUAUAGAAUCAACCGUUUCGGAAGAGAAUCGUGUUACAUGGCAUGAGAUACGUCAAGAAAUGGGCAAUAUUCUCUAUGAAUUAUCAUCUAUGAAGUUUAAGGAUCCACUUAAAGAUGGCGAACGCAAAAUCAAGCGUGACUACAAAAAACUUAGUGACGACAUGCAUACGGCCUUUAAUCGAAUGUUGGAAUGAAUUAAUUUGGUAAAAUUCUUUAGUUUGUUUGCAUAUUAAAAUAUUGCAUAACACACGCUAGUGAUACCGUUAACAAUGCCCUAAUGCUUUAAAAAUAUAAUACACGUAAUGAAAUAACGUAAGAAUUGUCACUUUUUGAACUUGUAACUCAAUAACUGAACACUUUUUAAUUUUUUGCACUUUUUUCGUUUGUAUCACGCACUUGAGAUUUCGAAUAUUUAUACCGAAAAUAAAUGCGUAAAAUUAAA